AUGAAUUCACGUGCGAAGGCUAUACAGAAUUUCUUCAGUGAUGAUUCUGAUGAUGAUGACCUUCAUCAACAGAUGGUUGCAAUGGCUGUUCAACACCAAACGUUUUUGCUGGAGCAAUAUGCUCAACAAUCCAAACAUGGUGGUUCUGUUGCAGGUCGUGAAUACAAGAAUCGAAAGAGAGAAAAAUAUCAUAAGAAUCUCAUGGAGGACUACUUCUGUGAAAGACCACUUUAUCCCCCAGUGGACUUUCGCAGGCGGUUCCGCAUGAGAAGAGAGUUUUUCUAUCGCACCUUAAAUAAUGUUGUUGUACAUGAGCCAUACUUUACGCAGAAGAUAGACGCUUGUGGACGACAAAGUCUAUCCCCAGAGCAGAAGCUAACAGCCUUUUUUCGAAUGCUCACAUAUGGAUGCUCGGCAGACUCCACCCACGAGUACUGUAGAUUGGGUGAAUUUACAGCCCUUGAAUGUUUGCGAAAGUUUUGUUCUGUUAUUGAAGCCAUGUAUGGUCAGUGGUACCUUUGUUCCCCAAAUCUAGCAGACCUUUAUAGGCUCUUGCACAAGGCUAGUCACAGAGGAUUCCCAGACAUGUUAGGCAGUCUUGACUACAUGCAUUGGGAAAGGAAGAAAUGCCCCACUGCUUGGGCAGGCCAGUUUACCGGCUACAAGCAUAAGCCAACUGUCGUUCUAGAGGCAGUGGCCUCAUAUGACACUUGGAUAUGGCAUGCCUUUUUUGGAGUUGUCGGAUCGAACAACGAUAUCAACGUUCUAGCUCGUUCCCUGUUGUUCAAUGAUGUAGUGAAUGGAGUGUCUCCCCAUAUCCAAUAUGUUGUCAGUGGAAAUGAAUAUAAUCUGGGUUAUUACUUGGCUGAUGGUAUCUACCCUGGUUGGGCUACAUUGGUUAAGAUGAUUUCCCAACCAGAUACUCCAAAAAGAAAAACUAUUUUCCCAAAAACAAGAGGCUUAUAG
Molecule: messenger RNA, 966 nt
Organism: Prunus persica (peach)
Lineage: Eukaryota; Viridiplantae; Streptophyta; Magnoliopsida; Rosales; Rosaceae
Exons: 1
Coding region: 1-966 (321 amino acids)
Source: RefSeq, a predicted model, not a curated record